Clarias gariepinus (North African catfish) is the source of this 5729-nucleotide messenger RNA. It is a transcript of the gene magi1b, whose product is annotated as membrane associated guanylate kinase, WW and PDZ domain containing 1b. Gene Ontology annotation, biological process: signal transduction. The transcript is spliced from 23 exons. Gene Ontology annotation, molecular function: protein binding. Lineage: Eukaryota; Metazoa; Chordata; Actinopteri; Siluriformes; Clariidae. The record is from RefSeq and is a predicted model, not a curated record. Bases 14 to 5074 code for a protein of 1686 amino acids. Gene Ontology annotation, cellular component: cytoplasm.
CGUCUCUCUCAUCAUGUCCAAAGCGGUGCCGAAAAAGAGCCACUGGAGCGCGAGGGUGAGCGAGUGCGCGGUGCGGCGGGACGCGACCGCGCGCGUGCCCCUGCAGGGCGGAGCGGAGGACGGCGAGUUCGUGUACGUGGGCCGCGUGGAUCACGUCCUCAGCUCCGUCAGCUACGAGCGCGGCUCUCUGACCGAGGGAGACCUGGUGCUCGAGGUGGACGCGCUGCCCGUGUCCGGAUUACCGCUGUACGACGUCCUGAGCGCCGUGAGGAGCCCCGCCGGACCCGUCACACUCAAAACCGUGCGCCCAGGAAAUAAGCUGACUAAGGACCUCAAGCUCUACCUCAGCCAGAGGUUUCAGAAAUCCUCGGAGGACCACAAGCUCCAACAGACCAUACGGGAUAACCUGUACCGCCAUGCUGUGCCUUGUACGACCCGCCUUCCUCGUGACGGAGAGGUUCCCGGAGUCGAUUAUAACUUCCUCUCGGUGGAGGACUUCCUGAAGCUCGAGCAGAGCGGGACGCUCCUGGAGAUCGGCUCUUACGAAGGUAACUACUAUGGAACGCCCAAACCGCCGAGCCAGCCCCCCGCUGCUAAAGUGAUUGGCGGAGAGGCGUCGCCCAACGACAGGCCCCGCCCCGAGGAGACCACGCCCCGCCGCUCCAAGUCCUACAAUGAGAUGCAGAAUGCUGGAAUAGCCCCUGCCGACACAGAGGAUGAGGACGAGUUCCCUGAAAUGAACAGCAGCUUCACAGGAGACUCGAGUGAACCGGACGAACAACCCCCCGCCCGCCCCUACGCCCCGCCUCACCGACUCAACAGCGCCCCGACGGCAACCACGGAGAGCACGCAGAACACACACACACACCCCAGCCACCCCACGGACGAGGACCCGCUGGGGCCUCUACCCGAAAACUGGGAGAUGGCUUACACCGAGAACGGCGAGGUCUACUUCAUAGACCACAACACAAAGACCACGUCAUGGAUCGACCCUCGGUGCCUGGACAAGCCCCAGAAACCCCUGGAGGAGUGUGACGAUGACGAAGGGGUUCAUACUGAGGAACUGGACAAUGAUCUAGAGUUGCCCGCUGGUUGGGAAAGGAUCGACGAUCCAGUGUACGGAGUUUAUUACGUAGAUCACGUCAACAGAAAGACGCAGUAUGAGAAUCCCAUACUGGAAGCUAAGAGGAAGAAGCAGUUGGAACAGUCACAGCCUGCAGAAGAAUGGAAAGAGGAGAACGCUCCGAGAGCACCGCCGGCCAUCUACGCCACCAUUCGGCGGGACAGAAGCCCCGAGCCUCCUUUACCCUCAGUAGAGGCCAAACGAGUGAAGCCUUUCUUCACGCGGAACCCAGCCGAGCUGAAGGGAACGUUCAUUAACACCAAGCUGAAGAAGAGCCGCCGCGGUUUCGGUUUCACGGUGGUCGGAGGAGACGAGCCAGACGAGUUCCUCCAGAUUAAGAGUCUGGUGCUGGACGGCCCGGCCGCUCUGGACGGCAAGAUGGAGACAGGUGACGUAAUCGUCAGCGUGAACGACACUUGCGUCCUGGGCUACACACAUGCACAGGUGGUAAAGAUCUUCCAGUCCAUUCCCAUCGGUUCCAUGGUGGACCUGGAGCUGUGCCGGGGCUACCCGCUGCCCUUUGACCCCGACGACCCCAACACCAGCCUGGUGACCUCUGUGGCCAUCGUGGACAAGGAGCCCAUCAUCGUCAACGGCCAAGAGUCCUACGACUCGCCGUCCAGCCACGGCAGCCAUAACGGCAGCACCAGCGAACCCCCGCGCCCCUUAAGCCCUGCCCACGAACCCACCCCGGACGGUACACAGGAGCAGCGCUUCGCCGGCGAUGCCGUGACCUUGGCGUCGUCCAUCGCCACGCAGCCCGAGCUGAUCACCGUGCACAUGGAGAAAGGGGACAAGGGCUUCGGCUUCACCAUCGCGGACAGCCCGGGGGGCGGCGGACAGCGGGUCAAGCAGAUCGUGGAUUACCCACGAUGCAGAGGGCUCAGGGAAGGCGACAUCAUCGUGGAGGUGAACAAGAGAAACGUGCAGAAUCUUACUCACAACCAGGUGGUGGAUCUGCUCAGCAAGUGCCCCAAAGGCAGCGAAGUCACCAUGCUGGUCCAGAGAGGGGUGGCUCCUGCCAAGAAAAGCCCAAAACUGCAACCGCUGGAGAGAAAAGACAGCCAGGGUAGCCACCGCAGCGUUCCCUCGGACUCGCCUCUCCACUCCUCGCAGGCUCCAUCCACGGAGACGGCGGCCCCACCUCCGCCCGCCCAGCCGCUGCCCGGCCUGCCCCCUCAGGAGCCGGCGACAGACGGCACGCUCGCCAAGAAACCAGACCCGUUCAAAAUUUGGGCCCAGUCCAGGAGCAUGUAUGAAAGUAGGCUCCCAGACUCCCAGGAGCAGGAUAUCUUCCUGUGGAGGAAGGAUACAGGCUUCGGUUUCAGGAUCCUUGGAGGGAACGAACCAGGAGAGCCAAUUUACAUAGGCCACAUUGUGAAGUACGGUGCGGCCGACGAAGACGGGCGCCUGCGCUCCGGAGACGAGCUGAUCUGCGUGGACGGAACGGCGGUGGUGGGCAAAUCCCAUCAGCUGGUGGUACAGCUCAUGCAACAGGCAGCCAAGCAGGGCCACGUCAACCUGACUGUCAGACGCAAGACAGGAUAUGGAGUAGCGAAGGUAGACGGUGAGGUUCCUCCGUCUCCGGCUUCGUCCCAUCACAGCAGCACCCAGGCUGCGUCUCUGACCGAGGACAAGCGCACGCCUCAGGGCAGCCAGAACUCCCUGAACACGGUCAGCUCGGGCUCAGGCUCCACCAGCGGUAUCGGCAGCGGAGGCGGCGGCGGUGGAGGAGGACUAGGUGGCAACAGCAGCGUGGUGCCCAGUGCAAUCCAACCGUACGACGUCGAGAUCCGGCGCGGAGAGAACGAGGGCUUCGGGUUCGUCAUCGUCUCGUCCGUCUCCAGACCCGACGCAGGGACGACUUUUGCCGGAAACACAUGUGUGGCCAUGCCUCAUAAAAUAGGGAGGAUCAUCGAGGGCAGUCCUGCGGACCGCUGCGGGAAGCUGAAGGUGGGAGAUCGCAUCCUCGCCGUCAACGGCUGCUCCAUCACAAACAAGUCCCACUCGGACAUCGUCAACCUCAUCAAAGAGGCCGGAAACACGGUCGCGCUGCGCAUCAUUCCAGGAGACGAGUCCUCGAACGCGGCGCUGCUGACCAACGCUGAGAAGAUCGCCACCAUCACUACCACACACACACCUCAACAGCAAGCUGCACCUGAGCCAAGGAACAACAGCAAACCAAAACAGGAAUCUUUCGAGUUCAAAGCGCCUCAGGUUCCUCCUCCGCCAGCCCCCACACAAGCUACCAACCAGGAGGGGGAGCUGUACUCAGUGGACCUGGAGAGAGACAGUAAAGGCUUUGGCUUCAGUCUGCGUGGGGGACGUGAGUACAACAUGGACCUGUACGUGCUGAGACUGGCCGAAGACGGAGCGGCGGGGCGCAACGGCAAGAUGAGGGUAGGAGAUGAGAUUCUGGAAAUCAACGGAGAGAGCACCAAAGGCAUGAAGCACACACGUGCCAUCGAGCUGAUCAAAAGCGGCGGCCGGACGGCGCACCUCGUGCUAAAGCGCGGCGACGGCUCCGUACCCGAAUAUGACGGCAACGACGACAACAAUGGCCCAGUCAGCAGGGCUCAAACUGUUUCGGAAGUGAACACAGCACCUCCUUACAGUCAGCACCACACACCAUUAGAUUCCAGCUCUCCACAAGACCUUCAUAAAACAUCCCGGAAUGAGGACAGGAGGACACAAGAGUCAGGUCAGCGCAAACAUGGCCACCGCUCCAACCAUCACCAUGGCAACCACAGACACCACUCCCCUGACAAAAGGGGCAGGAGCGGACACCAUCAUAAGAAAGGUAGGAGCAGUUCUAAUCACAAGAGAGGCGAUAAGAGGUACAGCAAGGAUGAUUCAUACAACCAUCAGCACCACCGGAGGCACCAUUCGCCGGAGAGGAGACGCCGGGCAAGAAGUGCCGAAAACACCCUGGACAGCCGACAUGAACGUCGGCAUGGCCGAUCACCGGAAAGACGCCACCAUCGCCACUCCUCUCCUCAAAGGCACCGCUCACCUCAUCGCUCAGGACACCGCCAUAGGUCCCCUCACCGCCACAGAUCACCACAUCGCUCCCCACAUCGUUCCAGACACCAAUCCCCGCAUCGGCGUUCAAACCCUCCUCCUUAUAAACCACGCAAUGGCAAACCACAGCAGGAUGAGGAUGUGAGCUUGAGGGAGCCUCCAUCUCCUGAGCCUUCUUCCCACUUGGACAGUGUCCUGAAUGAGUUGCCUGAACUGGAUCAGCUAAACCGCGAAAGCCCCGUGCCUCGGAUGACAUACGAUGGUUUAGAACAUGGCAAUGGCCUGACAUUCCCAAGAAAGUCCUACAGUCGUCUAAACAGUAACAACACCCUCCCACAACAAUUUGUAAACAAUAGUAAUAGCCUUCCCCAGUCCUAUAACCGCUGGAACCGCGAUGACCUCUUUCCCCGACGGUCUUACGACCACUUAAACCAUGAUGACACUCUACCCCGACUGUCAUAUGACCGUGUGAACCGAAACGGAGCUCUCCGCCAAGGGUCUUAUGAAAGCAGUACUUUUCCCCGAGAGUCAAUAGACCGCUUCUCCACCAUGGAGCGGACGGACAAGGGGGACAGCCUGCCCAGAAGAACCUACCAGGACCAGAGUCUUCCCCGCAUUAGAACCCCUGACUCUGAAUCAGCUUUCCAGAAGUACAAUUCACUGUUAAGAGGUCGAUCUCCUGAGAGAACGAGCCAGUUUUCCCGAAUGGACUCCCCAGUAGCAGCACCCUACAGAGCCAGGAGCCUCGACCCAGACCUUUUGCCUACAAGAGGUUCCCGAAACAGGGUCGACUCAGAUGAGGAAGACAAGGAAAGCAGUGUAAGAAAUUACUACAGCAAACUCAAGUCCAAUUAUGGCAGAGCCAACGACCCACCCCCUGAGGCCAAGAGGAAGGCCUACAAAGAGAACUCCAAAGAUCUCAGCAUCUGACAGACUGGUGCAGAGCAGCAAACACGCCCUUGCUUCAUACAAGCCCUCUUCUGAGGAUUCUGUAUACUAUGCUAUGGAUUUGACAUUCCUGUGUUUUCCUAGACAGAUUACUUGACAACUUGUAACAAACAGCGGAAGAAUGGUUUUGCUGUACGUUCCAGGAAUUGUUGGCUGUUUUCUUUUUUUUAUUAUUAUUAUUAUAAAUUUUCUUUUCUUACAAUUUCACAAACAGUUCCACAUCUAUCAGAGAUCGACAAAUAUGUAUAAAGAAAACGAUUAUGUGCCUAAUAGUACCAUUCUUGAUGGUUUUUAUUUUAUAAAGGGCAGUCUUUUGAACUACUGUCUGAUUAUAGUAUUUUUUUCGGUUUCAGAGACCACACCCAUGCACCGAGCAUCUCUCCUCACCGGGUGCUCACAUGUAUGCUGUGCAUGUCUAUAGACUUUCAGUGUCUUUCUUCUUUAUUUCACUCUCUCUUUCUCUUCCUCGGUGCCAAUGAUUUUUACACAUUUGACCAGAGUAUAGCACAAGUCUGCAUUCAUUUGUAUAUUUUUGACAGUUUGCAGUACGUGUACAUUCAGAGGUGAUCAUUUUACGAGAAUGAAGAGGAUACGAAGUUCAAAUAUGAUAAUGUGAGAAUAAAAUAUAUACACAAUC